AUGUACAUCGGCGGGCCUGCGCCGCAUGGCGCUAUGCCAGUCUUCACGAGUGACGACGUCAUACAAUUAUGGCAACAUGCACAAAGGGAGUUGGAGGCCUUAGGCGCCAAGAUUGUCGUUGUUCCCGACUUCCCCGCUGUCACGGGAUAUGAGAACCCGUCUUCGCUUCCAGAGGGGUCCGCACGCCUGCCAGAUGACUGGAACUGGUAUGAGAGGGGUCCCAUGGUCGCUCAUGGAUGGGAGAGCUUCCUGCGCGAUAAUGCAGACCCCAAACUUACCAGCCUGUCUUGUGUCGACGAAUUCAACAUCUUCCCGCAUUCCAUGCAAACGCCAGUCGAGCUGAAGCAUGUUCUAGCGUCAAAUUCGAUUCAUUGGGGCAAGCUUUCAGCUAUACCUGUGAGACGGCCAUGUUUGAGACUAAAUCUAGAGACCGCUGUCAAUGCACUCAAGGCCAUGCGCAAACAACUUGUGGAUGAUCAUCUUGAUAAGUACAAGUGCGACUUCUUCGUCUUCCCAUGUCAGGGCGAUGUGGCGGCCACAGACUCGGACAUCGACCCAGACGCGGCCGCUCAUGUAUGGAAGAAUGGGAUUUGGUACAGCCAUGGAAACAGAGCCUUUCGUCACCUGGGGAUCCCGUCAGUGACGGUGCCGAUGGGCAUCAUGAUCAAUAAACAGAUGCCUGUCGGUCUGACUUUUGCAGGCCGGGCAUACGACGACGCGGAUCUCCUCAGAUGGGCCAAUGCCUUCGAGAAGCGUACUAGGCUGCGCAUUGAGCCUCCUCACACAACAGCUCUGGACUCGGAUGUGAUCCAGCUGAAGGGCGCACCUGCAGCUCUGAGCAGACAAGCGAGACCGCGUCUCAAUGGAACGCUGGAGGUUGUUGAAGAUGUUCUGGGCGCAGUCAGUCCCGUCGUAGAAGUAACGGUCAAUGGCGAAGAUAUCCCAUCAGAACAGAUCCACAUCGCCAGCCACUCUAAUAUGGCCAGUUUUGAGGUGACGGCUUCCAUAUCUCGACCGACGGCAAGAGAGGCGCGAGAACAGACAAUGGAGCCGGUGGCGAGGGAUAAGACCAUGGUGGUUGUUCUGGCCAGAGCCGCCGUUGGUGGCAGGCCAUCUGGGUUUCUGAGGCUUGUCUAG
Molecule: messenger RNA, 1137 nt
Organism: Fusarium falciforme
Lineage: Eukaryota; Fungi; Ascomycota; Sordariomycetes; Hypocreales; Nectriaceae
Exons: 2
Coding region: 1-1137 (378 amino acids)
Source: RefSeq, a predicted model, not a curated record